AUGGCCACGCCAUUCGACCUGGUGAUCACCAACGGGGUGUGUGUGACCGCGUCGGACGUUGCAGCACUGGACGUGGGGAUCCUCGAUGGCAAGAUCGCAGUUUUGGCGCCGUCAGGGACACUGAGAGAUGCUGCAACGGUGCGACUGAUCGAUGCAGAAGGCGGAUACGUGAUGCCUGGCGGAGUGGACUGCCACGUGCACCUGCAGGAGCCGAGUCUCUUUGGCAAGGGCUCCUCGGCGGACACGUUUGAGACGGGGACGCGAUCGGCGGUGGCAGGCGGAACGACGACGGUGGUGGCGUUUGCGCCGCAGCAGCGCGGCGAGCGGUCGCUGCUGGCAGCCCUGGAUGCGGCGCAGGCGCUGGCGGCAGGCCGUUGUCACUGUGACUACGGGCUGCACCUGCUGGUGGCGGACGCGAGCAGUGAAGCGCUGGACGAGGUAGCAGCGUUGGCAGGACGUGGCGUGACGUCGCUCAAGAUCUAUAUGACGUAUGCGGCGCUGCAGCUGCGUGACGGGGAGAUCCUGUCGGUGCUGGCAGCGGCGCGGGCGAACCACAUCCUCACAAUGGUGCACGCAGAGAACGGUGACGUGCUCGAGUGGCUGACAGCGCGGCUGGAGGCUCGAGGGCUGGUGGCACCACGAUUUCACGCGCACUCGCGACCGGGACUGCUGGAGGCCGAGGCGACCGGACGAGCGAUCGCACUGGCCGGACUCGUGGCCCAGACGCCGAUCCUUCUGGUCCAUGUCAGCGACGGCGAGGCGGCCGGACGGAUCCGCGAGGCCCAGACGCGUGGCCAGCCCGUCUUUGCCGAGACCUGUCCGCAGUACCUCUUUCUGACACGUGCCGAGCACCUCGACGGGCCUCCUGGCUUCGAGGCUGCCCGUCACGUCUGCUCGCCUCCGCCACGUGAUGCUGCCGCCCAGGAUGCUGUCUGGGCAGCUCUGCGCCUCGGCACCUUUGCCGUGCUCAGUUCGGACCACUGUCCGUUCCGGUACGACGACGCGACCACCGGCAAGAAGGCCUGCAUCACGCCCGAAUUUCCGCUCGGCCGCUUCCGUCACAUCCCCAACGGGUUGCCCGGCGUCGAGACCCGGCUGCCGCUCGCUCUUGCUGCUGCUGCUGGCCGUCAUCUGCCGCUCACCCGUCUCGUCGAGACCACGGCCACCAACCCGGCCAAGCUGUACGGGCUCUACCCCCGCAAGGGUGCUCUCCUGCCUGGGCUCUCGGAUGCUGACGUCGUCGUCUGGUAUCCGCCCGGCCGCUUUGCCGGCGACAGCGCGCUCACCAUCACCAACAGUAUGCUCCACCACGACGUCGACUAUACCCCCUACGAGGGCCGCCGCGUCGACAACUGGCCCCGCUACACCAUCUUGCGCGGCCGCGUCGUGUGGGAUCGCGACGGUGGCGGCAUCGUCGGCCAGCCUGGUGACGGCCAGUUCCUUCACCGCCACGCCGCCGUGCUCAACGAUGUGUGGACAAAGGUCGACGCCGACGGGCCGUUUGACGAGGAGAAGCUGUAG
Molecule: messenger RNA, 1521 nt
Organism: Grosmannia clavigera kw1407
Lineage: Eukaryota; Fungi; Ascomycota; Sordariomycetes; Ophiostomatales; Ophiostomataceae
Product: dihydropyrimidinase
Exons: 1
Coding region: 1-1521 (506 amino acids)
Cellular component (GO): cytoplasm
Molecular function (GO): hydrolase activity, acting on carbon-nitrogen (but not peptide) bonds
Source: RefSeq, a predicted model, not a curated record